Molecule: messenger RNA, 452 nt
Organism: Cetraspora pellucida
Lineage: Eukaryota; Fungi; Glomeromycota; Glomeromycetes; Diversisporales; Gigasporaceae
Source: the annotation of a GenBank genome assembly
AUGAAUGAGCACAUUUCAUCAUUUCUGAGUGUUAGUGAUUCGAAUGAUACUAAAAUUGUUAAAAUUAUUGAUCAUUAUAGUGCUCUAAACCAGCCAGAAACAUAUCACUAUCUACAGAGAACUGGCUUAAGCGACCUAGUUGAAAUAAUGUUCUUUAAUAAGUUUAGUGUAUUAUCAAGUGCUAGAGAAAAUGAAGAGUAUGAAAGAUACUAUGGAUUUAAUAAUAGUAGUGUUAGAGAAAAUGAUGAAUAUGAAGAAAGCUAUGAAUUUAACAACAGGGGUAUUAGAGAAAAUGAUUAUGGAUUUACUAACAACAGUGAUAAAGAAAAUAAGGAGUAUGAGAAUAAUGAGAGUAGUAGUGAAAAUAAUAAGAACCAAGAAUUAAAAGACCCAGAACCCCUUUACCCAAUUGCAAAGAAUAUGGUUUUUGCAAGAUGGAAAGAACUAGAUGA